This is a messenger RNA of Rhincodon typus (whale shark), 864 nucleotides long. RefSeq names its product UV excision repair protein RAD23 homolog A-like. Gene Ontology annotation, molecular function: proteasome binding; ubiquitin binding; polyubiquitin modification-dependent protein binding. The transcript has 5 exons. Gene Ontology annotation, cellular component: nucleoplasm; cytosol. Gene Ontology annotation, biological process: proteasome-mediated ubiquitin-dependent protein catabolic process; nucleotide-excision repair. Lineage: Eukaryota; Metazoa; Chordata; Chondrichthyes; Orectolobiformes; Rhincodontidae. The record is from RefSeq and is a predicted model, not a curated record. Bases 403 to 864 code for a protein of 153 amino acids.
UGAGGAUAAGUUCCAUGUGACGUACACAAGAAGGAAAUCUUGAACAAACAUACUGAAGGGCCAUCACACUCUGGCUUCACUUAUUCCACUGUGUAAUCUGCACAGGCUACAUAAAAGGAAGAUAUGUAGAUGUUUCAUUACUAGUAUACCUGGGUGCAAUUCUGGUGUUUGUCACAGAAUUACUGUCUUAUAAAAAGGCUGCAAAAGUCACUUGUUAAAAAACACAAAAACCAAUUUAUAAUGUUCAGUUUUUUUAGAAAAAAAGCAGAAAUACUGAAUUUUAGUUCGUUGAAACUUUAAGAUCUGUCAGUGAAUUUGUUUCCAUUUGGACUGGCAUGGGUUCAUUUAUGCACAUUUACUCCAGUAACAGGGCAAGCUUAUGAAAAUCUGGUGGCAGAAAUCAUGUCAAUGGGCUACGAACGGGAGCAGGUUCUUGCAGCUCUGCGGGCAAGCUAUAAUAACCCUGACAGAGCUGUGGAAUAUCUUCUGACGGGAAUCCCGGCAGAGCCGGAAGUUCCAGAGGAACCACAACCUCGAGUCACAACACAACCACCAUCACAGCCAGCAUCGCAAUCUACACCAAGCAGUAACCCACUGGAAUUUCUACGAACCCAACCCCAGUUUCAGCAGAUGCGUCAGAUAAUACAGCAGAACCCGGCACUACUGCCAGCCCUUCUCCAGCAGCUUGGGAGAGACAACCCAACGCUUUUACAACAAAUAACUCAGCAUCAGGAGCAGUUUGUUCAGAUGUUGAAUGACCCUUUGGGAGAGGCUGGAAGUGAAGGGGCAGAGGGUCAUGGGUCACCACACACUAACUACAUCCAGGUUACACCCCAGGAGAAGGAAGCAAUAGAAAGGGAAUGA